AUUCCAUCACUAAGAACAGCUGUUGCUUCAAGCACGCGUCUCGAACAUAGUUAACUUUUUGUUUUGUUUAUUAACAGCGGUUAAUAAACAUUUAUAUAUAUUAAAACACGUAUUCUUUUUCUUCAAAUAAACACAAAUGAAGAAAUGAGUGCAAAAACGCAGCGAAUACAAGGCGAAUCCCUGGACAAAAGAAAACUAAGCUCGGAUAAUGUUGCCAGUUUGAACGAGAUUACAGAAAAUAAUACCUCAAAUAUCUCUGCUAUAAUGACCCAAAAUAUAGAAGUGUUCAUCAAGACGAACUUUAUCAAGAAAAAUGGGAACACAGAAGACUCUAUAUUACUCGAGCAAUCGGAGCCAGAUAUUAAACUGGAGCCGUUCGUGGUAAAAACAGAAUAUCCGACUAUGGAAGGCAUUGAUAUUGGGCCCGCAAACAUAGAACCGCAAGAGAACAGCGGGACAAUGGUGAAAAUGCAUAGUGAAGAAUCCUCUUGGAGCAAAUAUUUUUCAGAAUUUGCAACUUACCUUCCUGAGGAGCACGCUAAACGAAAAUUUUUGAUACAAUUUCUUGAGGCCUAUCGCGCUUCGCCCGGCUUGUGGGAUAUUAACUCAGAAGAUUUCCGUGAUCCCAAUAAAAGAGAAGUUCAAUGCGCAAACCUGUUGACCAAGUAUCGGGAAUACUAUCCUGAUGGCGACAGGAAAGAAAUGCAAAAGAAAAUCAAUGGGUAUAGGUCCCACUACAAUAAAGAGCUGCGAAAGAUUGAUUAUUUGAACAAUGGCCACAUUGGCUCGGGCAAAAAGUACGUUUCGAAUCUGUGGUACUUUGAUUUAUUUAGCAGCAUGUGCGGAAACAAGGAAUCUCUGGACCCAAUUAAUAAGGUUAUUCCCUCAACUAACAGGAAGGCAUCAUUUGCUGAAAUAAGAAGGCUAAGGGCAAAGCGGCGCAGGGAUGCUUUAAAAAGGGACCCCAUAAAGUUAGCGGUUUACCGUGAAAAAGCUAAAGAGAGAGCACGAAUAUAUCGUGCGAGGCUAUUGUCCAACGAUAAAGAACAAAUCUUGGAAAAAAAUCGUAUUAGGCAAAGAAUAUAUCGAGACAGAAAGAAAAAUGAAACCCAAAUAGAAGAGAGCUGCGAGCCCUAUGCAUGCAAAAACACAUUAGGAAAAGCAGUAGCAAAAGUAGAAAGAGCAUUGCCAAAGGACUUGGAUAAUAGAAUAGAAGUGAUCAACGCUUUGUAUGAGAAAUAUGGGAAUUCUACAACAUAAAAUAAUAUUAAUGUUUUACAUAUAUAAGUAUUAUGAAAUUAAUAUAAGUAAAUGUACAUUUAAUAAAAACCUACAAGUAUUAUACA
This is a messenger RNA of Drosophila montana, 1346 nucleotides long. RefSeq lists its product as uncharacterized. The coding region runs from base 145 to 1260 and encodes 371 amino acids. The transcript has 4 exons. NCBI's taxonomy places the organism in Eukaryota, Metazoa, Arthropoda, Insecta, Diptera, Drosophilidae. The record is from RefSeq and is a predicted model, not a curated record.